AUGGCUGCUGUCACCGCCGCGGAGAUGCUGCCGCGCUUCCUUCUGCCGCGCCUCAGCUGGCAGUCCGCGACGGCUCCUCGCCAUCUCGCCCCGAACGUUGCCCUCUCUUCAAUGGCCACUCGCGCCCGACGGCCUCGCCCUUCUCCUGCGAGCGGCGCCGACCGACGAAGUCCGAUCCUGUCGCGCGCGUUCCACGCCACGACGCCGCGCGCCCGCGACCACCACUUCGACACGCUCAAGUUCGUCAAGCGCCUGCGCGACGAGGGCUUCACCGAGGAGCAGUCCGUGGCCAUGAUGAAGGUCCUGAGUGACGUGAUUGAGGAGAGCAUCCAGAACCUCACGCGCACAAUGGUCCUUCGCGAGGACUCGGCCAAGGCCACGUACACGCAAAAGGUCGACUUUGCUAAGCUGCGCUCCGAGCUGCUCUCCGCCGACAGCACCGAGACCAACACGACGCGCGGCGCCCACGAGCGCCUCGCCAACGACAUCGCCAAGCUCGGCAGCCGCCUGCGCGACGAGGUCUCGCGCACCCAGGCCAGCGUCCGCCUCGACCUCAACCUCGAAAAGGGCCGCAUCCGCGAGGAGGCCCUUAGCCAGGAGCUCAAGAUCAAGGAGACCGAGACCAAGAUCGAGCAGGAGGUUGCCGCCCUCCGCGAGAAGCUCGAGCAGGUCAAGUUUCAGACCUUGCAGUGGCUCAUGGGCGUCUGCACCGGCUUCGCCGCCGUCCUGCUCGGUGCCUGGCGGUUGCUCAUAGCCCAUGAUGCGUUGACCUCCGUCGCCCAAAUCGGCGGCAUGAUCCAACCCACCGCCACCAACCGCGCCGAGUUCCUCGCCGAGUGCCAGUCCGAGGCCUUUUCCGGCGUCGAAGCCAUCUUCCGGACCUACGGCUCCGCCCGCAUCACCGGCCUCUUCGACGCCGAGCUCGUCUCCGCUCUUCCCCCUCGCUGCCGCUUCGUCUGCCACAAAGGCGCCGGAUAUGACCAGAUCGACGUCGCCGCGUGCCGCGCCCGCGACAUCCGCGUCUCCAACACGCCCACCGCCGUCGACGACGCCACCGCCGACGUCGCGCUGUUCCUCAUCCUCGGCGCCCUGCGCAACCUCAACGUCGCCAUGAAGACGCUCCGCGAGGGCACCUUUCGCGGCGCCAGCGGGCCCCGCGGCGACCCGGCCAGGCUGCCCGCGCUCGGCCGCGACCCGCAGGGCAAGGUCCUCGGCAUCCUCGGCAUGGGCGGCAUCGGCCGCAACCUGGCGGCCAAGGCGCGCGCGUUCGGCAUGGAGGUGCGCUACCACAACCGCACCCGGUUGGACCCGGCGGAGGAGGGCGGCGCAGGGUACGUGGGCUUCGAGAGGCUGCUGGCGGAGAGCGACGUCCUCAGCCUGAACCUCCCACUAAACCCCAAGACGAGGCACAUCAUCUCGACGCGCGAGUUUGGCAUGAUGAAGCCCGGCGUCGUGGUGGUCAAUACGGCGCGCGGCGCGGUGAUGGAUGAGGCGGCGCUGGUGGCGGCGCUGGACGCGGGCGUGGUGGCGAGCGCAGGGCUGGACGUCUUCGAGGACGAGCCGGAGGUGCACUCGGGCCUGCUGGCCAACGACAGGGUCAUGCUGGUGCCGCACAUGGGCACCUGGACGCGCGAGACCGAGACCAAGAUGGAGGAGUGGGCGCUCGACAACGUGCGCCUCGCGCUGGAGGAAGGCCGGCUAAAGAGCAUCGUGCCGGAGCAAAAGGAUAUGCAGUAG
Cordyceps fumosorosea ARSEF 2679 is the source of this 1737-nucleotide messenger RNA. Its product is annotated as glyoxylate reductase. The transcript is spliced from 5 exons. The record is from RefSeq and is a predicted model, not a curated record. Lineage: Eukaryota; Fungi; Ascomycota; Sordariomycetes; Hypocreales; Cordycipitaceae. Gene Ontology annotation, molecular function: glyoxylate reductase (NADPH) activity; NAD binding; hydroxypyruvate reductase [NAD(P)H] activity. Bases 1 to 1737 code for a protein of 578 amino acids. Gene Ontology annotation, cellular component: cytosol.